Molecule: messenger RNA, 834 nt
Organism: Hevea brasiliensis (rubber tree)
Lineage: Eukaryota; Viridiplantae; Streptophyta; Magnoliopsida; Malpighiales; Euphorbiaceae
Exons: 1
Coding region: 1-834 (277 amino acids)
Source: RefSeq, a predicted model, not a curated record
AUGUCAGAUUUUGUGAAAAUCAGUAAAGCAAAUUUGGACAUGAUGAAGGAAAUCAAAGAAAUGAGUGGACUGACCUUGAGUAUUUUAGAAAAAUCUCAUGAAUUGCAGAAGGGAAUUAUGGCUGAACACAAUGCAAAGAUGGAUAUGUUGAUUAAUAGAUUGGAUAGACAAGAAUGGUUCAUGAAGAAGAUGGCUCAAAUGCUGUUUGGUGAAUCUUUUGGAAAGUUUGGAGAUUUUGGAAGCUACCCACAGGGUACUGCUGGUACUAGCAAUGAAAAGGCUGUUGGACCAAUUGGAGUAAAAAUUUCUAAAGUGGAAGAAGAAGAAGAGGAGCAUGUAGAAGCUGCUGAAAAGGUACAAGAAGAAAGUAAGCUAGCUGAGGUUGAAGAAGUAGAGAAAAAUGACGAGAAAGAAAAAUCUGCAGAAGAGGCAUCAGAAGCAGAACAAGAACCUGACAAAGAGAAAUCAAGAGAAUCCUCCUCAUCUCAUACUAAAAGCAACAGCAGCGGUGACAAUGGAAAAAGUGAAGGCAGAAAUGGUUCAAGGCAAGAAGAGGAGAAGGAAGAGCAGUCACAAGACCCAUCCUCUGAACAACCAAAUACUGUUCCUAAUGCCUAUCAACCAGUACCUGAAUCAACCAUCUCUUUACCCAUGCAAUACGGACCUAGAAGAACCAAAGCACAAGCCAGAAAAUCAGUUCUACCCAUUCCUCCAAAAAUCCAAGUAACCAUACCUGAAAAAGAACCCCCAAAGAAGAAGAAACAAGCCAAACUUGUUGAUCCCACUCACCUUAGGAGAAGUGGUAGAAUUCUUUGCAGCAAAGAAAAAUUUUGA